This is a messenger RNA of Truncatella angustata, 2400 nucleotides long. RefSeq names its product glycosyl hydrolase. Gene Ontology annotation, biological process: carbohydrate metabolic process. The transcript is spliced from 2 exons. Gene Ontology annotation, molecular function: hydrolase activity, hydrolyzing O-glycosyl compounds. NCBI's taxonomy places the organism in Eukaryota, Fungi, Ascomycota, Sordariomycetes, Amphisphaeriales, Sporocadaceae. Bases 412 to 2214 code for a protein of 600 amino acids. The record is from RefSeq and is a predicted model, not a curated record.
AGCUUGCACUUAGGUAGCACACUGCCAAACGCCGACUUUGCGAGCCCCUUACUAGAUCGCACAUUUCCGGUGACGGAAUGUCCGCGAAAAUCUAACAGCUUUCUGUCCUAGCUCUUUGCCAAGUACGGAGUACAUACGGCACGUAGCGACAAUUAUGGAGCACAUUCACACGAGGACUGCACACAUGACCCCCUGAAUUCUGAACUCUAUAUUGCGGUCUAGUCGAGCAACUUGAUCUGGUAACAUUAUAAGUUGCGCUGCCGGGAUUUCCGGCAACCCCACCAUGGACUCUCCGGAACUGAAUCCGGGGUAGAAAUACACGUAUCAAUGUGUGGGCAGAAGCCUCAGUGUUUCACCCACUGGCAAUGUCAAUGAAGGAGUAUCGCCGACUGAGUUUAUAGUAUACGCACUAUGAGAACCCCUUCUUGGGUGGCAGCAGCUUUACAGCUCGCCGCAUGGCAGGUCGCAGCCGAGACCAACUCGACUUACACAAAUCCUAUGCUGCCGGGCUGGAAUUCAGAUCCUUCCUGCGUUUUCGUCACCGAAGGCGCGUAUAAUGACACUUGGUUCUGCACGACAUCCAGCUUCCUCACAUUUCCCAACAUCCCGAUUUAUGCCAGCAAGGAUCUUCAGACCUGGCGGUUGGUGAGCCAUGCCUACAAUCGUGUGGACCAAUUUCCGGACAUCGCGACUACUUACCCCCUGCAAUUCGACGGAACAUGGGCAUCGACAUUGCGUUAUCACAAAGGUGCUUUUUAUAUCAUCACGGCAUUUGUCACGAUUGCGCAAUUCAACCCUCACCUAUUGUUGUUUCGUACCACGGAUCCGUACACUGAUGAAUCAUGGUCUGACCCGUGGGAAGUACCCAAUCCUACGUAUGGUGCCGAUCCAGACAUCUUCUUCGACGAUGCCAGUGAUUUGGCAUAUGUAACAGUAGCAAACGGCACUGGGCCUUGGUCAAUUACCCAGUACCAGAUUGACCUUCCCACUCAAGAGGUGUUGGGCGAACCAGCUGUUCUCUGGAACGGAAACGGGGAGUCUUCGCCCGAAGGUCCCCACAUAUACCUCAAGGACGGGUACCAUUGGCUCCUCGUCGCCAAUGGGGGCACUCAACUCAAUCAUAGCAUUGCCAUGCUACGCAGUGAAACCAUCGAUGGACAAUAUGAAUUCUAUGAGGGCAACCCUGUACUCACCAAUCGAGGCACAGACGAAUACUACCAGACUGUGGGCCAUGGCGACUUGUUCCAGGACAGGAAUGGAAAGUGGUGGGGCGUGGCACUAGCGACACGAUCUGGCCCAGAAUGGGCAGUCUAUCCAAUGGGCCGGGAGUCGGUGCUAUAUCCAGUGACUUGGGACGAAAACGAAUGGCCGACCUUCCAGCCGGUCCGUGGUGUCAUGUCUGGCUGGGAACUUCCCACGGCUGAACUAAGCCCACCUGGUGAAGGCCCUAUCGUGAACGCUUCGCAAACCCUGAGAUUCGGGCCUGGCAUGCAGAUUCCUAAGAACUUCGUUACCUGGCGAGCACAAAACGAGACGUUUGACAAUUUCGCCAUCUCAGCUGUAGGUCAUGAGAACACUCUACGACUGCUACCUUCGCGAGCCAACCUGACGGCCGACGCGAGCUUUAUCCCGGGCCAAGAAGGACAGUCGUUCAUCGCUCGAAAGGGACAGUCGCACACUUUGUUCGAGUUCUCAGUAGACUUGGUCGAGUUCAAUCCAUCUGCUCAUGGCGAGGAAGCGGGUAUUACUGCUUUCCUGUCACAGGGACAGCAUUUUGACUUGAGCGUUAUCGCCGUGACGUCGAAUAGUACCUCGAGUUGUUCUGGAAAGGCGAAAAUCGUGAAGUACUUACAGUUCCGAGCAGAAGCGUACUGGGUCUCGACUUCCUUCGAUACAACAGUACCCGAAACCUUCAGACUUCUGCUUCCGGAGUCAUGGGACCGAGUCCGGUUGACAAUCACCACCGUGAACGAUACGUACUAUGAGUUCACAGCCUCUUCAUCUACCAGUCCUGUAGAUUCUGUCAAACUCGGCACAGGGCCAGCUGCGAUGUUGAGCGGAGGAGGCGGAAUGUACACAGGCACACUGCUCGGCGUCUUCGCAACUACUAAUGGUGGCGCAUCAAGUGGCGCACCAGCCUAUUUCAGCAACUGGAGCUAUACGCCAAUUGCACAAGAAGUGGACAAGGGCCUAAUCAAAAUUCCAGGGGCUUGAGCAUUGUUAGUACUAUUGCCACAUAUGUCGAUCUCCAGUGUCCACUGUUCAGUAUUCAUUCUCAAUCUAACAUUUCCACAUACUUUGGCUGCAGUCAUGUCUGGACGACUUGCUUAUACAUAAUUCUUAAUUCGUCAAUAUCUUCUUGGGAAAUGUUGCGAGGUCAUAUCUGAUAUUCCAGACACC